GAGACAGAUGAGCUGUAUAUUGUUUCACAGUUUUUUGUAGAAGAAUGGAGGAAAUUUGUCAGGAGGCCGACGCGAUGCAGCCCCGUGUCCUCCGUAGGGAACAGCGCUCUUCUCUGUCCCCACGGGGGUCUCAUGUUCACCUACUCUUCCAUGACCAAAGAAGACUCCAAACUUAUAGCUCUAAUAUGGCCCAGUGAGUGGGAGAGGAUUCAAAAACUCUUCGUGGUGGAUCACAUCAUCAAAAUCACCCGGACACAAGCAGGGGCCGACCCUGAGAGUGCACUUUACAUCUCUGAGCCCCAACUCUGUCCAGAGUGCAGAGAAGGGCUGUUGUGCCAACAGCAACGGGAUUUGCGUGAGUACACCCAAGCAACCAUCUACAUCCAUAAAGUGGUGGAUAAUAAAAAGGUAAUGAAGGACGCUGCUCCGGAGCUGAACGUGAGCAGCUCAGAAGCUGAAGAGGAAAGGGAGGAAAACAAACCAGAGGGGGAACAAGACCCAGAUUUUAACCAGACCAACGGUGGCACGAAGCGCCAGAAGAUCUCACACCAGAGCUACGUCGCUUACCAAAAACAAGGCAUCAGGCGAAGCACCCGCCACCGGAAAGUCAGAGGGGAGAAAGCAUUGCUUGUUUCUGCAAACCAGACUCUGAAAGAGCUGAAAAUACAGAUCAUGCAUGCAUUUUCAGUUGCUCCCUUCGACCAGAAUUUAUCGAUCGACGGGAAGUUACUGAGCGAUGACACGGCGACGCUGGGCAGCCUGGGAGUCAUCCCCGAGUCUGUCAUUUUAUUAAAG
Antrostomus carolinensis (chuck-will's-widow) is the source of this 795-nucleotide messenger RNA. RefSeq names its product ubiquitin carboxyl-terminal hydrolase 48-like. Lineage: Eukaryota; Metazoa; Chordata; Aves; Caprimulgiformes; Caprimulgidae. The annotation marks the transcript as partial. Gene Ontology annotation, biological process: protein deubiquitination. The transcript has 7 exons. The record is from RefSeq and is a predicted model, not a curated record. Gene Ontology annotation, molecular function: cysteine-type deubiquitinase activity; cysteine-type endopeptidase activity; protein binding.